Molecule: messenger RNA, 4739 nt
Organism: Chelonoidis abingdonii (Abingdon island giant tortoise)
Lineage: Eukaryota; Metazoa; Chordata; Testudines; Testudinidae
Gene: HSPA12B
Product: heat shock protein family A (Hsp70) member 12B
Source: RefSeq, a predicted model, not a curated record
CAGGAGUGCAGCUGGGGUGGGCUGUCGGAGAACACACCGAGGCCAGGAGCAGCCCUGCUUGGCAUGACCGUCUGCUGGGAGAAAGGGGGGAUCAGGAGACCAAGAGGAAAAUCCUUGGGUGGGGGCUGAGGGCAGCUCGGAGGGUCUCUGGGCUGACAGGGAACAAGCUGAGCAUGGAGGAGCUGCACAGCUGGAGCUAAAGGCAUCAUCGGCUCAGACAGGCGGGAUCACAGCUUCUCUGUGCCGCACCUCAGAGCCAGGAAGGUAUGUGAAGAUGUCGACCUUCCUAGAUCCUGGGAUGCACACUCUCCAGAUAGGUACAAACAGGGAGAGCUCUCGGACGCCGUCCCCACCCAGUUCCCCAGGAAUGCACCACGAAAGCUUCAGCAUCGCGCCGCUCACGCCCUCCCAGUCACCUAGGAACGAAGGCCGGACACAGCGACCCACUUCCUUCUCCGUGGUGGUGGCCAUUGACUUUGGCACGACCUCCAGCGGCUAUGCCUUCAGCUUCUCCAACGACCCCGAGGCCAUUCACAUGAUGAGGAAAUGGGAGGGGGGUGAUCCUGGAGUGGCCAAUCAGAAAACCCCCACCAGCCUCUUGCUGACCCCAGAGGGCGCCUUUCACAGUUUCGGAUACACGGCAAGGGAUUAUUACCACGAUCUCGAUCCGGAGGAAGCCCAGGACUGGCUCUACUUUGAGAAGUUUAAGAUGAAGAUUCACAGCACUAGUGACCUCACCAUGAAAACCGAAUUAGAAGCCGUGAAUGGGAAGAAGGUCCAGGCGCUGGAGGUGUUUGCACACGCCCUUCGCUUCUUCAAGCAGCAUGCCGUGCAGGAGCUGAAGGACCAGUGUCCAUCUUUGCAAGAGAAAGAUGCCAUCCGCUGGGUGAUUACAGUGCCUGCCAUCUGGAAACAGCCAGCCAAGCAGUUCAUGAGGGAAGCUGCAUACAAGGCCGGCUUGGUUUCCCCCGCAAACCCGGAGCAGCUGUUGAUUGCGCUGGAGCCAGAAGCAGCCUCCAUCUAUUGCAGAAAGCUCCGCCUCAAUCAGCUGAUCGACCUGAGCUGCAAACCUGUAGCCAAUGGCCUCGCCUCAGAGCUCUCCAUCAACUCCAGCUUCAGGCAGGCCAGAGAGCAGCUCCGGCGUUCCCGGCACAGCAGGACCUUCCUGGUGGAGUCGGGGGUAGGCGAGCUGUGGUCCGAAAUGCAAGCAGGGGACCGUUACAUCGUGGCUGACUGUGGCGGCGGGACAGUGGAUCUGACCGUCCACCAGAUCGAGCAGCCGCAAGGGACGCUCAAAGAGCUCUACAAAGCCUCAGGCGGCCCCUAUGGGGCGGUCGGGGUGGACCUGGCCUUCGAGACGCUGCUGGGCCAGAUCUUCGGGGAGGAUUUCAUCGCCACCUUCAAGGCCAAGCGCCCGGCAGCCUGGGUGGACCUGACCAUCGCCUUUGAGGCCCGCAAGAGGGCGGCAGCGCCCUUCCGCUCCAACCCCCUCAAUGUCUCGCUGCCCUUCUCCUUCAUCGACUUCUACCGCAGGCACCGGGGCCAGAACGUGGAGACGGCACUCAAGCGGAGCAGUGUGAACUUUGUGAAGUGGUCCUCGCAGGGGAUGCUGCGAAUGUCGUCGGAGGCCAUGAACGACCUCUUCCAGCCGACCGUCAGCCAGAUCAUCCGGCACAUCGACGACCUCCUGAAGAAGCCAGACGUCAAAGGGAUCAAGUUCCUCUUCCUGGUAGGGGGUUUUGCCGAGUCAGCGAUGCUCCAGCACGCCGUCCAAUCAGCCUUCGGCAGCCUGUGUCGCGUCAUCAUCCCCCAGGAUGUCGGGCUGACAAUCCUCAAAGGGGCGGUGCUCUUCGGCCUUGACCCCACCAUCGUCAGGGUCAGGCGCUCGCCCCUGACCUAUGGCGUGGGGGUACUCAACAAAUUUGUGGAGGGGAAGCACCCCAAGGAGAAGCUGCUGGUGAAGGAGGGGAAGAACUGGUGCACAGACAUCUUUGAGAAGUUUGUCUCCGUGGACCAGUCGGUGGCCCUGGGCGAGGUGGUGCAAAGGAGCUACUGCCCGGCCAGGGUGGGGCAGCGGAAGAUCAUCAUCAACAUCUACUGCUGUGCCACGGACGACGUGGUCUACAUCACCGACCCGGGGGUUAGGAAGUGCGGCACCAUCAGCCUGGAGCUGGAUGAAGUGGACGAACCAAGCUGCCCCAAGAGCCGGCGGCGGGAGAUCCGGGCCAGCAUGCAGUUUGGGGACACGGAGCUCAAGGUGGCAGCUAUGGACGUCAGGACCUCCAAGACGGUCAGAGCUACCAUCGACUUCCUGUCCAAUUGAGCCCCAAAGGGAGGGACAGCUCAGAGGUUGCAGGGGCAUGGGGUCUUCCACAGGCACCUGCCCCUCUCCCCUGACAGCACAUGCCUCGGUGCUCACAUCCAUGUGAGUUUCACACCACGAGAUGCAGUCACUUUGCAUCCUCAGCAGCAGCGAUACUGGACUUGGAGGAGAUUUACGUUGCCAGGGAACAAUGGUUCAUGGACUCACAAACCUAAAUCAAGCCAUGGGGAACCCAUGGUCCUCACUAGGACUUUGGCAGGGGUUGCAGUCAGGGUUCCAGCCAUGCUUUUCAUGUCCCUGCCCCAAACACGCUCCAUCGGAGGAGUCCCGAAUUCACCUUGGGGCAUUGCUGUAUCACUAGGCUACCCUCCCUGCCACAGCAGGGUGAUGCAGAAAAUCCUACGGGGACACACCAAGGCAGCGGUGACCCUAAGAACAUAAUGGCCAGACUGGGUCAGACCACUAGUCCAUCUAGCCCAGUGUCCUGCCUUCCAGUGUCAGGUGCUUCAGAGGGAAUGAACAGAAGAGGGAAUUGUCGAGUGAUCCAGCCUCUAACCAAGUUUCCAUGAGCUCUACGCUCGUAGCUACUGCACUCGAGCUGGACAGUGUUGCCAGCAGCCUCCUUGAAUAGGGAGAAGGACCCUGUGUGUUCCUGGAGUCACAGGCCCUCUGCUCCUGUAGGAAGAACUCUACAAGAGAAGGCCUCCUCCGGUUGUAAACCCUUCCUCCUCUCACACAGAAACAGGAUUUGUUCUUGGCUUGUUUUAUCUUGGGGAAGUUCCCCCUGGUGCGUGAGGCUCAAGCCAUUCAGACUCAUGGUUUAGGUCUCAAAAGCCUCUCAAGAGUGAGCCUUAGCAGGAUCUUCAGCAGAACGCCAGCCCAGCACCCAGGCACACGUGCGUGUCUCGGCCAAGCCAACGCAGAGCCCAGCUGGCAGCAAACGCAGCCUGGUGGCCAGCAGCAGGCGACGUGAUGAACUGGCUCUGUCUCCAUGAUGCAGGCCCCAUAACCCGGACAGUUUACUGGCAUGAAGUUCAGAGAGCUCCCCAGCUGAUGUUCUCCUGGUGACCUCUGCACGCAGUGCAGCAAGUGGCACUCGCUCCUCCAGAAACCAUGGGAGCGCCCUGGCCUGGCAGUUCUGUGGGGUCACGGUCAGUCCACGAGUGCAUCCAGCUCACCUGCGCUCACCUCUGCAGUUCUGUACCCCGCUAGAGCUUGCCACUGGGCACAGAGCCGCAGGAUCGGAGCUCUGGCCCCAGUCUUGGAACAGUGUCCAGGAGGAACCCUUCAGUGCCAGACCCCCUAGGGGUCUCAUUCUUCCUCCACGGUGAGCCAUGCUUCACCGCCUCCUUAGGCUGGACCUCCGGGCCUGCAGCAUCCCUUCUUCACCCCGUGAGCCCCGCUCAGCGAGUCCCACUGAGAUGGGGCCCCAGGGAGACUUUUAUGAUCUUAGGGAGCGACGCAGGGACACUCACAGAGCGUGGGGAUGCAGUGGGGAUUAUUAGGUGACUGGAACACUGCAGAAGAUGUCCUGGGUUAGCGUAAGGAAAAGAACGUUAUAGCACACUCCAUCCUAGUCAGCUCAGAACCCGGAGCCCUGUCCCUCUGAGCUGGCCUUGUCCCCGUUCAGGCAGCCAUUACUCCUCUGCACUCCUCCCCAGCUGGGCACAGACUGCCGGGCUGCCUGCCGAGGCGUGGGCCUUCCAUGGUCCUUCGUUGCUAGGUCUCAAAGUCCCAGGGACUGGAUUUGCCUUGUCUUCUCAGAUACUCCACUGAUAUGGGCCCUAACGCCCCAGACAGCUAAGACCUAUUCACAUCCGUGUCCUCUGCCAAGAGCAAACAGACCUGUCCCCCCGCCCCCCCCAAAACUAGGUAACAAUGCAGCAUACAGGGGAAACUGAGGCACGCUGGGGCUUCCUAAAGAUAUUACAAAAAUUCCCACUUUGCCACACCACCAGCCCCAGCCGACAAGCUUUGCUGGCUCGUUGGGCACCUGGGAACUGCCUCAGUUGGCUAAUGAAUAUUCUACUGGCCGGCUAGGCCCUACCCAGGAGUUAAAGGUCAGGAACCUCCUUCCUGGCCCCGCUCAGCUAAAGUGGCCACAGACAGACUCGGUUGGGGCAGAAGAAGAGGGAGUUGAUACCAAUUGAUCUGUAGGUUACUGGCAGGGCGUGUGCCCAAGGAGAAAACAAUGGUGACUGGUUACAACGGCUCCUUUCAAUAAGUAUAUUUUUUUCUGUAAACCCAAAUUUUUAUUUUUAUAUAUCACAUGUAACUUCCCCCAGGUGUAAGAGCCAGGCACUAUGGCUGGAUCUGUGGCACUAGUGAGGCCUCUAUCCUGUGUUUCAGAGAAAUAUGCUAUGUGAUGGAAAUCAAAAUAAACGAUUAUACUCUUCUGUAGCCAGGGGCGGGGGAA